CGGAGCGCGGCCGGGCAGCGUCGCUGGGAGCGAUCGCCGUGUCCCGGGGAGGGGCCGGCGCCGACGCCCGGGAAACGUCCCGAGGGGGAAGCGGCCGGGGCAGCGGGACCAGGAAGGCUCCCGGUCAUUGCCGUGCCGGGAGCUCCGGGUGCCGCCUCCGCGGCGGCCUGACAUGAGCUCAUCGGCGGCGGCGGCGGCAGCAUGGCCUGUGCCCGGAGGGACGGCGAGGCGGACGGCGAGCCCGACCGCUCCCUGCGGCACAUGCUGCGGGCGAUAGCGGAGGAGCGGAGCCGCGCCGGCCUCCGGCACGACAUCAGCGGCCUCGGGUGUUUCAAAGAUGACCGUAUUGUGUUCUGGACUUGGAUGUUUUCAACGUAUUUCAUGGAGAAGUGGGCCCCCCGGCAGGACGAUAUGCUCUUCUAUGUCCGUCGGAAACUGUCCUACGUCAGUGGGGAGAGUACUGAGGGUAAAAAGGUUGAAGUUGAAGUUUACCGGAGAGAUUCUAAGAAGCUUCCUGGCUUGGGAGACCCUGACAUUGACUGGGAAGAGAGUGUCUACUUAAACCUCAUCCUGCAGAAGCUGGAUUAUGUGGUGACCUGUGCUGUGUGCACACGCUCUGAUGGAGGAGAUAUUCAUAUUCACAAAAAGAAAUCUCAGCAAGUGUUUGCCUCUCCAAGCAAACACCCGAUGGACAGUAAAGGAGAGGAGUCAAAGAUCAGCUACCCCAAUAUAUUCUUCAUGAUUGACAGUUUUGAGGAGGUUUUCAGUGACUUGACUGUGGGAGAAGGAGAAAUGGUCUGUGUGGAGCUAGUGGCCAGUGAUAAAAGCAACACCUUCCAAGGGGUGAUUUUCCAGGGGUCCAUCCGCUAUGAAGCACUCAAGAAGGUCUAUGACAACAGGGUGAGUGUUGCAGCUAAGAUGGCUCAGAGAAUGUCUUUUGGCUUUUAUAAAUACAACAACAUGGAGUUUGUCCGAAUGAAAGGACCACAGGGAAAAGGACAUGCAGAGAUGGCAGUGAGUAGAGUUUCCACUGGUGACACUUCACCAUAUGGGACAGAAGAGGAUUCAAAUCCAGACUCCCCAGUGCAUGAGAGAGUUACUUCUUUCAGCACACCACCAACCCCAGAACGUAACAACCGCCCAUCCUUCUUCUCCCCAUCCCUCAAGAGAAAAGUGCCCCGAAAUCGAAUUGCUGAGAUGAAAAAGUCCCAUUCAGCAAACGACAGUGAGGAGUUCUUCAGAGAUGAUGAUGGUGGAGAUCUGCACAACGCGACAAAUCUCCGGUCGCGAUCUCUGUCUGGAACGGGACGCUCGCUGGUCGGCUCGUGGCUGAAGCUGAACAGAACAGAUGAAAACUUUCUACUCUAUGCACACUUAACAUACAUCACUUUGCCAUUGCAUCGAAUUUUAACAGAUAUCCUGGAAGUGCGGCAGAAACCAAUCCUGAUGACAUAGCAGAGGGCGGGCACUGCCUUGGAGCCUUGUUGCCAAGUGCCUAUCCACAGCGGUUUUCCGUGCUAACACUACCAUCUAGUGUCAGGAACAUAGACCUCCGCAGGAAAAAGGGAAGUCCAGGAAUACCAGCCGAUCAAAAGUGCCUCUUUCUUCCUUCCUCUGCUGUCACACACCGAAUGCCCACAUGACUGGAGUGUUUCUGACUGGAAGAGGACUUUCAGCAAGAUAAAAUAAGAAGGGGCUGCAUUUAAACUGAGUCAACACUUUAUGGACAGUUUGCUACUGUGUUUACUUUAUAACUAAGAAGCCAACAAUAUGUACAGAAUGUGCUAAACUUUAUAUUCUUUGGGAGAAACAUUCUAAGAAUUUCAUAAUGAUGUGCUAUUGGACAUUCCUCCAUAGACUCUGGCCAUAGCCUCUCCUCGUCUGAUCAGCCAUUUGUGAGUGUGUGAGUGUGUGUGUGCGUGCGUGUGUGUGUGCGGAGCGGAGCAGGGAGAGAGCAGCUUCCUGCUAAGGGAAGAAAAGGAAAAAGAUGCAUUGCUGUUUUAGUACGUGCAGCAGGUCAGGUCAGAGCUUAAAAGAGGCUGAAAGUGUUCCCAUUUUUCAUGUGUCAGUGUUAGGACAGGUGAACUCUGCUGACAGAUUUCCAUAUCUACCAAAGAACAGCAACAUUUUCAUCCUCAAGAGCUGGCUAAGAAAAUGAGCCAGUGAAAAGAAGGUUAAAAUGUGCUGCUAUAGUAAAGCUGAGGUUCAUCUCCAGUACUAAUGCUGCUUAUCUUCCUCUCAGUUGAGUCAAUACCAGUUUGAGUCUAAAGUGAAAAAACAGGAGACUAUAAUGGGUCUCCAUAGGCCUAAAACCUUACCAGUAACCCAUCCUCCUGCAUGCACUGGACUUGAGAGUUGGUAGUCGUCCUUGUGUUACCCUUUGUAGCCAAGGAGGGCAUAGGAGCUGGUUUAUGGUCAGGCAGCCUGGCCGGAUUUUCCAUCUCUGGUUGUUACAUGCUGAAGCACAGAGAGCUUUCUUGAAAUACAAAAGAUGGAAACAUAAUUCUGUUCUGAAAAGUGACUAAAAAUUGCAUCGUGGGAGGUCUGAAAAUGGUGUGUCAGGAGCUCUCAGGAAAACAGCCUUAUGUUUACACAUGAAUUUCAGCUCUCUCUAAACAGCAAAACUGCUGGCCUUGACAUUUGAAAACAAAAUUAUUGAAUGCUGAGGUUACUGUGCUCUGGCUGACUAUUUUGAUGAGAGCCAGUACAUACUUGGUCUAUUUAGGACCACACAGCAGUGGGAGGGGUGGCAUGUCCCUUGGGGCACGUGAGACUCCAGUGCAUGCACAAAGGGAGAGUGAAGAUGCCAUUUUUGUCACUUUUCAGACUCUGAGCACCUAAACCUGAUGCUGUGGCAUGUGCUCUGAGCCUGGACCUUUGUCUCCCUCGUACCUGGUCUUUCCAAAGUGCUUUGUUGUUACUUCUUACAGUAGCAUCUAAUGACUUAACCUCUCAAAUAGGACUUACUGCUUUUUUUUUCUCAGGCUAGAUUCCGUGGAAAUAGCUCCACUUCUGCAUAAAGGCAGACCAAAUUUGUCCUUCAGCCCAACCUGAUCCUUACCUCCAGCAUGGUAAGGAGGUCUGUCUGUCUUUGAGGCCAGGCCUGGAAGCUGCCACCUUAGCACAACAUGGUGGCCUUCCUUACACUGGCAGCAUGAGUGUAUGACAGGGACAGCUGACCUGUUUUCAGUUGGCUUCAAAUGUGUUGCAAGAAAAUGCUAGAAAAAUGUUCCCUUUGUCAUUACCAGCACACCCACUUUUCAUGCUGCAGCCUUGGAAUGUUGCCUGUGGUCUGUGUGGAUGUGAGGGUGUUUCCACCAUCUAACGUGGUUGCCCCAGGCUUUCUCCCUGAGCCCAGGGAGAGGUGGAGUCCUCACACAGCAGCUGAAGUGCCCUCUCAAGGAACUUGCCAGGCAGCCUGGGUGGGUACCUGAGAUCCCUACAGGUAGUGUGCCUGGCAUCAGUCAGUACAAAUACUCUCUCUUUGCCCAUGCUGAGAAUUAAACCACUUCUCAGCUAGAAAACAAGCUUUUCAAUGUGCUCCUUACUCUGCACUUUCAUACUGCUGGGCUGGGCAAAUCAGUACUUGGUUUUCCUUCGAAUGUUCAUUGCAGAGGGAAGGGAGAGAGGGUUCACAUUUGUACUAAUCGUGACAAUUGAUACCUUUCAGUCGGGCAGCCAGAGGAACAAUGUAAAAAAGAAGUAUCCAGAUAGGACCCUCAGUCGUAGGGGCCUGAACACUUCUCUGUGGACAAGAAUUUGUAAUGCUCCCUUGGUGUUGUGUAUUAUGUUUAGGUGGCUUAACUUUGUGUGAUUUGAAAGACUGAGAAAAUCUUGCCGUGUAAGAUUUCAAAGCAAAAUGAGGAAUGAUUCUAAGCUAGUGCAUUAGUUUAAAAGCAGUGCUAUGGAAGGUACAGUUUAGAUCCUACAUCUGUGUUUCAGGAGGUAUCAUCUGCUUUGUUACAUGUAUGUGCUUGGAUUUUGAUGUCUAGUGUUUGAAGGGCUGUAAUGUCCUAAAAAAAGUGAAUUUAUUUCUUGUAUCUUGCUAGUGGGAUAUGCUAUAGGUACAUUGAUGACUCACCUUUUCUAGUAGAAAAGGACUACAAGUAUGCCCUCAUGGACAUCCGUGGAAAAUAGAGGUCAAAAAGUCUACUGAAUGUCAAUAGUGCUUUUUGGAAGCAAAGAUGUUCCAGAUUCUCAGUUAUUCCUUCUUUAAACAACUGUCUUGGACUUCUUAUGUAUAGCCAGUGGUUCCCACUUUUUGUUAUCAAAUUCCACAUUUUGUUCUGCUUUUAAACAAACCCUGAAAAUUGUCCUUGUGUGGACGUAUUGGCAGAGAAUUUGAUCAAAAUUCUGUUUGGGUCAGGAUGGCACAGCUGGACCCUUAGCAUGGUAUUGCACUACAUCAAAAAAAAAAGUGAAUGUUAGUAAGAACCUCUCACCCUGUUAAUUUGGAGGGGGUUUAAUUUUGUAGCUCCUAAGCAGUAAACUGGAUUCCGCUCCUGUUGGCCAUUGAAGUGAUUGCUGCCGAUGGAGCUGGCGUGUCCUGCAGUGCCAUGAAGCCUGCUUGGUUGUCAUUGUCUUAAUGCUUGGAGCACAGUGUAUUUCAUUAGUUAUGCUGAUGUUUGAAGAUGCAGCUCAGUUAACAAAUUUGGGAAACUUUGCAGAACAGCUAUCUUUCCUUUUGGAAUUCCACCAUACCUCAUUGCUCAGUUAACUCCUUCCAUCCUUCUGCCCAUUCACUCCCUCUGGAGAUCAAGGCUUACCACUUGAGCUCUCCACAGAUGUCAAAUACAAGGAUGUGAAUCUUUUCACCCAUAACAAGUUUUUCACUGCUAUUGAUUUAACCAGUAUAAAAAACUUGGGAUUUUUUGUUUUGUUUUGGUUCGGUGGGGGGAUUUUUUGGGUUGUUGUUUGUUUUUUGUUUUUUUGGUUUUUUUUUUAAGAAAGCUCUUAAAUCAAUUAUUCUGUACUAGCCGAUUAUUGUGCUGCCUUAGAGACCACCAUGUAUGUGAAAUUAUGUUCUCUUGCUGCCAGCCAGGACAAGGUGGAUACCAAAUCUCCUUUUAAAAGAAGAUGCUUUUAGAAACUCUGUGAGUCUUUCAGCUGUCUCGGCUAAUCCAGUUUGUGUUGGUUCCUGUUCCUUCUCUUUUUCUUCUCCUGGUCUUCAUUGUUUACAAGGCUUGGGCAUGUUGGGCUCUGGAUUGCUGUUACUAUUUUUAUAGUUUUCUAUUUCUGGGCAUGGUGUGCUUUCCAGAAAAGAGAAUUGUUUGCACAGGUGGCUUUUCACAGUAAUAUGUUUUUCCCAAAGUAUGUUCAUUAUUUAGACAGUGAAGUCCUUGGCUCUGCAGACAGAUUUCUUCCAGCAGACCCUCAUGUACAGAAUCCCAUCUGAUCACUGAAAUUCUGUAUGGAUGUGGAAUCCAGGGAAAUAGACUACACUGUUAGACUAUUGACCUGUUUCUUGCCAGUCAUUAAUUGUUCUUUUAGAGAUGAUUUCUUGUCCUGUAUUUUGUAGUCUGAAGCUUCCAUAUUAAAGACAGAUGUAAGAUAAAAUCUUCUGAAGUGCCUAAGCCCUGUUGUUACUCAGUGGGGUUUAAGAACAAAUUUUUAUUUAAGAAAAUAAUUUAUUAAUCUUAAAUUCUAUGUGUGUUGUAUGUAGCAGUGUCAAGAAAUGACAAGUUUAUAGUUCUUGGAUGAACAGUGUCUCUCAUAUGAAUUCACUCUUUGUAUUUGAAAGACUCUCAUGGUUUCCAAAGGUCAUGGCUGAAAGCUCUGGAAAGUGGAUUUCCUGUGGUCACAGCAAUCAGAUGUCUGCAAAUGCCUUACCCAUUCUGCAAGGUAUGACUGCAAGUGUGUGGUGCUGGUGUGUAGAAAUUCUGUGUCAAAAAUAGGUACGGUUAUCCAGUUAAAGGCAUUGUGAAGUAAGUAGCUUUUACACAAAACCUUAAACAAAAGAGUAUUUUACACCAGAAUGUAGCUGUUUGGAUACUUGGUCAAGAUAAUACUAGUCUGCAAGCAGGUUCCAAUGUUGAAUGUUCUCUAUGUAAAUAUAUAAAUAUUCUCAGCCUAAUUUUAUCAGCCUAACACGUUGCAUGGUUUGGGUUUUAUUUGCCUCAUCGAUCAUUGGUGUUGCUUAAAAGGUGAUGGGUUGAAAAUUGUGAUGGCACUGUCCUGAGCCAUUUGAACAAAGAGCAAGGAGAACGUUGUGCACCAAAAAUCAAGUUGACUGUGCUUAUGGCAGCAGUGAAGAAAGUGUUGGACCCUGCAGCAAAUAAACAGACCUCUUAAAUGAC
This is a messenger RNA of Vidua chalybeata, 6296 nucleotides long. RefSeq names its product KIAA0930 ortholog. The transcript is spliced from 10 exons. Lineage: Eukaryota; Metazoa; Chordata; Aves; Passeriformes; Viduidae. The coding region runs from base 202 to 1455 and encodes 417 amino acids. The record is from RefSeq and is a predicted model, not a curated record.